AUGGAGAAGUUGAAGAAAAGAGUUUUGGAGUACUUAGCUGUCAGGCAGCUAAAAAACAACCUCAAGGGACCCAUUCUUUGUUUUGUGGGACCCCCAGGAGUUGGCAAAACCAGUGUGGGGAGAUCAAUUGCUAAGACUUUGGGUCGAGAAUUCCACAGAAUUGCUUUGGGAGCGGAGCUCUGCUCCCGGCCGGGGGAGCUCGUGAUUGGCACUGCUGCUUUGGCAGUUCAGGUGGUUGGUAGCAACUGGCCCAAGCCACAUUACACACUGCUGGUUACGGGCCUUUGCCGGUUCCAGAUCUUGCAGCUGCUGAAGGAGAAGCCGUACCCUAUUGCAGAAGUUGAGCAAUUGGAUCGACUCGAGCAGUUUACAAAUCAGCAUAAGUCUGAGGAGGAACUUGGAGAGUUGUCAGAACAGUUCUACAAAUAUGCUGUGCAGUUGGUUGAGAUGCUGGAUAUGUCUGUUCCUGCAGUUGCAAAGCUGAGACGUCUUCUGGACAAUCUGCCUAGAGAAGCUUUGCCAGAUAUACUGACUUCAAUCAUCCGUACAUCCAACCAAGAGAAGCUUCAGAUCCUAGAUGCUGUUAGGCUGGAGGAAAGGUUCAAGAUGACUAUACCGUUGCUUGUUAGACAAAUUGAAGGACUGAAGCUUCUUCAGAAAACAAGAAAGCACAAACAGGAUGAUGACAAAAGGGUUGUAGCUAUUCGUCCAAAUAGAAGAAUCAAUCAUAUUCCAAGCACUGCAGAAGAUGAGGAAGAGGAGGAAGAUCAUGAUGAUGUUGUCAUCCUUGAAAAAAAGAUUAGAACUUCCAGUAUGUCAGAACAAGCUCUUAAAGUUUGUCUUAAGGAAAUAAAGAGAUUAAAGAAGAUGCCUCAGUCGAUGCCAGAAUAUGCUUUAACAAGAAAUUAUUUGGAACUUAUGGUAGAAUUGCCAUGGAACAAGAGUACGAAAGGUAAACCCUUCUGUUAUUGUUGACUGUCUCUUGCGCAG
Messenger RNA from Meleagris gallopavo (turkey), 990 nucleotides. NCBI's taxonomy places the organism in Eukaryota, Metazoa, Chordata, Aves, Galliformes, Phasianidae. The record is from RefSeq and is a predicted model, not a curated record.